Messenger RNA from Mirounga angustirostris (Northern elephant seal), 2065 nucleotides. RefSeq names its product solute carrier family 25 member 48 (gene SLC25A48). The transcript has 8 exons. The record is from RefSeq and is a predicted model, not a curated record. Gene Ontology annotation, biological process: transmembrane transport. Bases 203 to 1138 code for a protein of 311 amino acids. NCBI's taxonomy places the organism in Eukaryota, Metazoa, Chordata, Mammalia, Carnivora, Phocidae. Gene Ontology annotation, molecular function: transmembrane transporter activity. Gene Ontology annotation, cellular component: mitochondrion.
GCGCGGAGACCGGGCGCUCGGAGAGGUGAGAGCGCGGCGGCUCGCGGGCCGGGCGGCGCGGAGACCGGGCUCGCGGUAGGAGCUGCGGGGCGCUCGAGGCUCCCAACUCCUCCCCCGACACGCGGGCCGGCGGGCCACGCGCCGCGGACUCGGACUGGGCACCGGCCCGGCUCCAGGAGCGCGGGGCGCCGCGGCUCCGACCAUGGGCAGCUUCCAGCUGGAAGACUUCGCGGCGGGCUGGAUCGGAGGUGCAGCGAGCGUCAUCGUCGGCCACCCUCUAGACACGGUCAAGACUCGCCUGCAGGCCGGCACCAACUAUGGAAGCACCCUCAGCUGCAUCCGCACAGUGUAUAGGAGGGAGAGUGUGUUUGGCUUCUUCAAGGGCAUGUCUUUUCCCCUUGCCAGCAUCGCUGUCUAUAACUCGGUGGUGUUUGGGGUCUUCAGUAACACGCAGAGGUUCCUCAGCCAGCACCACGCCAGGGAGUCCGAGGCCAGCCGGUCCCGCACCCUGUCGGACCUUCUCCUGGCCAGCAUGGUGGCCGGUGUGGUCUCUGUCAGCCUGGGGACGCCCGUGGACCUCAUCAAGAUCCGGCUGCAGAUGCAAACACAGCCAUUUCAGGAAGGCAACUUUGGUUUGAAACCCAGGGCCGUGGCUCUUGGGGUGCAGCCAGUCUACCAGGGAGCUGUGCAUUGCAUCGCAACCAUCGUGCGGACUGAGGGCCUGGCAGGCAUGUACCGAGGUGUUGGCGCCAUGCUGCUGAGGGAUGUCCCGGGCUACUGUCUCUACUUCAUCCCCUAUGUGUUCCUGAACGACUGGAUCACACCCGAGGCCUGCGCAGGCCCCAGCCCCUGGGCCGUGUGGCUGGCUGGCGGCCUGGCAGGAGCAAUUUCUUGGGGGACAGCGACUCCUAUGGAUGUCGUGAAAAGUCGACUCCAAGCUGAUGGGGUUUAUUUAAACAAAUACAAAGGCAUCCUGGAUUGUAUCUCCCAGAGUUACCGGAAGGAAGGUCUUAAAGUGUUUUUCAGAGGCAUCAUGGUGAACACUCUGCGCGGCUUCCCCAUGAGCGCCGCCAUGUUCCUUGGGUAUGAGCUCUCGCUGCAGGUGCUCCGUGGGGACCACACCGUGACCAGCCCCUGAGCGUCAGCUGGCGUGAAGGUCCCGGGAGAGCUACGACUGUUUCUUCACUUCUUUAUCACUGGUGCCUCACACGGAGAUGGCCACUCAGAAACAUUGUUGAGAAGAUGGACGAUCAGCUUCCAGUAUCCUCUCAGCUCCUUCUCUUCUUUCCCCCACUGUUUCUCCUUCUCUGGCUCCACACUGGUAACCUGCAGAGCUGAGAAGAUCAAGGGGGAUGAGUCACUGAAUUUUUUAGGUAAAAAGAAACCAUUUCGCUUCAGUCUUGGUGACUGCAAAUUCUCUCAAGAAGGAUGGUCGGGCGCCUGGGUGGCUCAGAUGGUUAAGCGUCUGCCUUCGGCCCAGGUCAUGAUCUCGGGGUCCUGGGAUCGAGUCCCGCAUCGGGCUCCCUGCUCCUUGGGAGCCUGCUUCUCCCUCUGCCUCUCUCUCUCUCUCUCUCUCAUGAAUAAAUAAAUAAAAUCUUUAAAAAAAAAAAAAAAAGAAGGAUGGUCUUCGUCAGAAAGGUCUAGCAAACCGCCCUGCUGCCUCCCCUGGGGCAGCAGGGGCCUGCUGGCAUGUGUGGAUGGGGCCAGACCCUAGACCCCGGGAAGGGCGUGAUGGAUCAGGCUGACAAGACUGAGCCCAGGGCAAACCCUGGAACGCCGGCUUUUACGUCAAAUACUGCAGCUCUUCACUAAAGCACCCACCUUCACGGCUCGCCUGGCUCUUGGCCCUCUCUUACAAAAGGGAAACAGGAGUAACACAUUUUGCAUACUUAAACAUCUUGAGUGAAGCACAACUGUCCUUGGGUUUUGUCCGGGGCAAGGCAGAGGAAUGGUCUGGUUCUCAAAGCUGUGCUCAGAUACCAGCCACUCCCCCCUGUAACCAGAUGAAAGUGGCUUUCCAGAAAAUCCUGUAAUAAAAUCAGUGCCUCUUUACUGUGGGGAAAAA